UGUACUCAUUUCAGGUUGAGUGGACCACACCAGUUUCACAGCACAUGAAGAAAACACAGCCUCCUCUUCAUAAUUGUAACAGCAAAUCAGGGAUAUCUUCAGAAAAGUUUAACAAUGUUUCAUUGAUGAAAGAAACAAAUGAAUCGGAGACGCUUAGAGCAUCCUACAGGCAUUCACCGAGGGCUUUUGACCCUGACUGCUCCCCAAUACGUAGUGGCUCAGGAGACCGAGCUCUCGGGACAGACUACAAAUAUGAGAUGAUAGUCGAUUUGGAGAAUACGGUGGACAGACUGAAAAACGCUCUGGUAUCACUGGAGGAGGACAACCUCAGCCUCAACAAGAAGAUAAGAGAAAACAAGGCAGAAGACCGCCCAUUUUUGACCAAUCACAAUGUCUCAGGCUCAACAAGUGGCAACAAUUCACAGAAAAUGGCUGGUGGUCUCACUCACAGUCCCACCUCCAAGCUCAAUACACACCCUGUCACUUUCAACAUGGCCAAAACAUACCCAGAAAGUCAAAGGCAAGAUACACCAUCCAAGAUAGGGGAGCCUAGGAUUGGAGAUAUGCUCAAAAUGGAGAGCCUAUCCUUGGAGGACAGGUGUGUUUACUUGGAGAAAGAGAAACAGGACUUGCAGAGGAAGUUGCGGAAGACGGAGGACUACUGCAAGGAGUGCGUCCGCGAGCUCAAGAGGAUCCUCCCAAAGUAUGAGGACCUCAAAGCCUCGAAUAAAACCCUGGAUAAGCUCAACAAGCAGCAGGCCGCAGAGAACCAUAGACUCGUCGACGCUCUUGAGGCCGGGAGCCAGGCAGGGGAGAGAUCCAGGGAUCACAGCCUGGCUCAGGAGCCUAAAGAAGGUGGUAGUGACAACAGGGUGCGGCUUCAACUGGAGAGGGCCAACGAUCUCUGCACCCAGCUCACCCAGGAGAAGGGGCAGCUGGAGGACCGGAUAGCCUCGCUGGCAAGGGAGGUCAGCCAUCUCACGAAUGAGCUGGAUAUGAGUUGGGCCGAGCUCCAUCGGCUGGGGGCCAGAAGGAGAAGCUCCCUUGAGGGGAUCACAACUAGGGACGGCAGCCUUCCGGCCUCGUCGGGCACGAACGAACUCCCAGCCGAACGCAUCCUGGACAGAGUGGGGAAAGAGCACAAGGCCAUGUCGGGCGCCGUGGCCCAUCUCAAAGAGGAGAACAAGACACUACGAGAGAACCUCAAACAGAGCGUCAAGAGGGGCGAGGAGGCAGAGGGCGGAGCCAAGCAGCUGAGGCAAGAGCAGGCCAUAUUGGAAAGCUGCCUGCUCACGGUGCAGAAGGAGAAAGACCUGCUUCAGCUGGAGGUGCGGCAGCUCCACCAGGAGUACAUCGAGCUCAGCAGUAGCAUCUCGCUGCAGCUGAGAGAGAGGAGCCCCAUCGCCAGUACCAGGAUAUUAGCAGGGUCACAUGUGGUGACUGAUGGUAGUGAUAGUGGAGCCAGGCAGCAAGAGAGUCCAAGGCAGCCUCUGAACAGCAGCCCUAUUACCAGAGAAAUGCUGGAUGGCCCUGUAGGCGGAGAGGCAAUUGUUCGUAUAAGGAAGCGUUUCGAGGAGGAGGAGCAGAGAGGCCAGAGGUACAAAAACAUCAUCAAUCAGAAUGAAUGAGGCUGAAGCUGGAUUAGUGGGCCAGGCAGACUGGAUGUUGACCUCUACCUCCCAUACCACGAGGGGUCAAGAGAGGUGAAGCAUCCUGUAGCCUACUGUAGAGCUCUUUGCAUCACUUUACCAACAAUAUGCCCUUCACAAGGUCAUGUACCAUAUGCACUGUACAGAUUUUAAUUCCCUGAUUAUAUUAUGCUUUUCAAAAUAUUUUGUCAGUGUUAUUUAUCAUUUAUAAUAGUUUUUAGAUAAAUGGCAUAUCAAGGCAUUUUGUGGCUAGGGCCGGGACGAUACAAGUAUUACGAUACUCGUUAGUAAUGUGGCAAGAAAACAAAACACGAAGCGGAUUUAACUUCUUUAGGAAAACAGCCCUAAUGUUGGAAACAAACAUCAUUAUCCAGAGUCACAAUUUUUUUUUUAAAGCUAAAGCACACAAUAUUUUACAUAUGUGGGGAUCUUAACAGUUGUAACAGUGGAAUUGGGAGGUUAGAUGACUAUAUAAAUUAUAUUAAUGAUAUUCCAUUGCGUGUUGCUUUGGAUGACUUUGUUAAUCAUCAUGGGGAAACCCUAUUAGAAUUCCUUCGAGACUCUAAAAUGUAUAUCAUUAAUGGAAGGAUAUUCCCCUUAAGCGUUAACUUUACAUCCAUAUCUAGCAAAUAAAAACCUGUGGUGGACUAUAUAGUUACCCUCCACAACUGUCUACAAACUUGUUUGGAAUUUAAGGUGUUACCCCCACAGAUGGUUGUAGAAUGUGGAUGUUUUGACUUAAUUGAAGAAAAAAGUAGACUUCCUGAUCAUUCUCUUUUAUUUAUGAUAUUUUCUGUUUCUCAACCAGGUAUUACUGUGCAUCACCUGGGGCAAAAGAUACAUACCCCACAUAGGCCUAAAUGUAAGAAAAGAAAUGUGCCAAAUUAUUUUCUGUUCUAAAAUGGCAUGUAGAGUUCUGGUGGAAGUCAUCAAAACUCUGCAAAGAUGCCAAGAAACACCAUUUGAUUUAGCUGUGUGGUAUGAAACAUUUUGUGAUAUAUAUUCUGAUGCAAAAAAAGAAUACAGCCCCAAGCCCAGGAAAGUUUACAAGCCGAACAAGCCUUAUCGGAAUGAUGAGUUAAGGGAUCUAUUGUCAGUAAUGCGCAAGGCUGAGUACUUAUUUUUACAGUGUAAAGAUAGGAAUUACAAGAGAACAUUUUAGGAAUGUGUUUAAAAGUUUUGCACUUAUUCAAACGGAGAUAUCAGAGAGGGCAUUUAUUACACCUUGAGGUGAUACAGACAAGAAAUCCUCAACAGUUUUGGAGCC
Messenger RNA from Salvelinus fontinalis (brook trout), 2916 nucleotides. RefSeq names its product CAP-Gly domain-containing linker protein 1-like. Bases 45 to 1628 code for a protein of 527 amino acids. The transcript is spliced from 2 exons. Lineage: Eukaryota; Metazoa; Chordata; Actinopteri; Salmoniformes; Salmonidae. The record is from RefSeq and is a predicted model, not a curated record.